CAUUUAGGUGGAAUAGGAAGAAGUCUGAAAAGCCGAAUUUACGAUUCAUGUGUGCUUUUCGCAAAGGAGGUUCUGAUCCAGAUUCAAUCCAGAUAAGGAGUUUGUGAGCAUAUUCUGACAGAUUCUGUCAUGGAAGGGUCCAGUGCUGCUUGUUCUGCUUAUCACUCGACAGAAUCAGACCUGCUGGAGGAGACUGAAGAUGUACAGCAGGAUUCUCAGUCAGUGGAUGAUGUUCUGCAUAGAGUCAAAGACAAACACAAAACCAUCAUGAAGAACAAGUAUGAGAGUUUAUUUGAGGGAAUCAAACGACAAGAGGAUCAAACCCCCCUGAUCAGAAUUUACACGCAGUUGUACAUCAUAAAGGAAGAAAGUGAAGGAGCGAAUGAUGAACAUGAGGUUUUACAGAUGGAGAAAAAGCCCAGAAGGACACAACACUCACAAGACACUCCAAUCUACUGCAAUGACAUCUUUCAACCUGUACCUGUACCUCAAGCAUAUCAAAGAGACAAAAUCAAGACUGUACUUACUAAAGGCAUCGCUGGAAUUGGAAAAACCAUCUCUGUGCAGAAGUUUAUUCUGGACUGGGCCGAGGGAAAAGCCAAUCAUGAUGUAGAUUUCUUGUUUAUGCUUCCAUUUCGAGAGCUGAACUUAAUUCAAGAUCAGUCCAGUCUUCACAGACUUCUGAUGGUUUUUCAUCCUGAACUUCAAGAUCUGGACCCAAAGAUUUAUGAGGAGUGUAAAGUUGUGUUCAUCUUUGAUGGUCUGGAUGAAAGCAGAAUCCCACUGAUGUUUUCAGAUAAUCAGAAGGUAUCUGAUGUGACUGAGAUUUCAUCAGUGGGUGUGCUGAUGUCAAAUCUCCUGAAAGGAGAGCUGCUUCCUUCUGCUUUUAUCUGGAUCACUGCCAGACCAGCAGCAGCCAAUCAGAUCCCCCCCAAAUACAUCAACCGUCUGACAGAAAUUCAGGGAUUCAAUGAGCAUCAGAAGGAAGAAUAUUUCAGGAAGAGAAUCAGUGACCAGCAUCAAGCCAGCAGAAUCAUCUCACACAUCAGAAGAGCAAGAAGCCUCCACAUCAUGUGCCACAUUCCCGUCUUCUGCUGGAUCUCAUCCAUUGUGCUUCAGAAGCUCCUUAAAGAAGAUGUGAGUGCAGAAGUCCCUCAAACUCUGACUGAAAUGUACAUCCACUUCCUGCUGAUUCAGAUCAACAUGAGGAAUCAGAAGAAUGAAGAAAGAGAUCCAGAGAAACUCCUGCAGUCCAACAGAGAAGUGAUUGAGAAACUUGCUGAAGUGGCUUUCAAACAGCUGAUGAAGGGAAAUGUGAUGUUCUACGAAGAGGACCUGAUUGAGAGUGGCAUAGACGUAACUGAUACCUCAAUGUAUUCUUGGAUUUGCACUGAGAUCUUUAAGGAGGAAUCUGUGAUUCAUCAGAGGAAAGUCUACAGCUUCCUUCAUCUGAGCAUUCAAGAGUUUCUCGCAGCUUUUUAUGUGUUUCACUACUAUGUAAAUACAGCUGCAGAAGCACUAAAAAUGUUUGCUGCUCUUCAUAAUUUGCUUGAAGUAGCAGUAGAAGAAUCCAUUCAAAAUAAAACUGUACAUCUGGAUCUUUUCCUGCGAUUUGUGCUGGGCAUCUCACUGGAGUCCAAUCAGAGACUCUUACAGGAUCUACUAACCCACACAGUGGACACCUCACAAACCAUCAGAGAAACAACACAGUACAUUAAAAAUAAAAUUAAACAGGAUCAUCUCUCUACUGAAAGAUGCAUCAAUCUGUUUCUGUGUCUUCUUGAAGUGAAUGAUCAGACAUUGUACAGAGAGAUUGAGGAGUUUGUGAGAUCAAAACAUUCAGAGAAGAAACUCUCUGCUGCUUACUGUUCAGCAAUAGCCUACAUGCUUCAGUUGUCAGACGUGAUUGAUGAGUUUGAUCUGAAGAAAUACAACACAACACAGGAGGGUACAAGAAGACUCAUACCAUCUAUCAACAACUGUAGAAAGGCUCUACUUGCUCAUUGUAAUCUCACAGAUGAGUCCUGUAAAAUCAUCGCUUCAGCUCUUCAGUCCUCAGAGUCUCCUUUGAUAGAGCUUGAUUUGAGUAACAAUGAUCUGCAGGAUUCAGGAGUGAAGCUGAUCGCUGAUGCUCUCAAGAACCCAAACUGUCAACUACAAAUACUGAGAUUAUCAGGCUGUAUGGUGACAGAUGAGGGAUGUUGUUAUUUGGCUUCAGCUUUGAGUUCAAAGCCAUUACACCUGAGAGAGCUGGACUUGAGCUAUAAUCACCCAGAACACUCAGCCCUUCAGCUGCACUCUUAUCAAAAUGAUCCAGAUUAUGCACUGAAGAUACUCAAUCUGGACCACAGUGGACAAUUCAGAAUCAUAGCAGGACUAAAAAAAUAUGCCUGUACUCUUACGCUAGAUCCAAACACAGCAAACACUCACCUCAUACUGUCUGAUAACAACAGAAAGGUGACACGUGUGGAAGAACAGCAGUUGUAUCCUGAUCAUCCAGACAGAUUUGAUAAUGUUCCUCAGGUUCUGUGUCGAGAGAGUCUGAGUGGACGCUGUUACUGGGAGGCUGAAUGGAGCAGCUGGGGACAUAUAGCACUGGUAUAUAGAGGAAUCAACAGAAAAGGAAGUAGUGACUCUUGGUUUGGACUUAAUAAAAAUAACUGGAAUCUUUACUGGAAUAGCAGCCUUAACAAGUAUACUGUCUGGCACAAUAAUAAGAAAACAGACAUAUCUGCUCCUUCACCUCCAUCUAAUAGAGUAGGGGUGUAUGUGGACGUGUUGGUCGGCACUCUGUCCUUCUACAGCGUCUCUGACACACACACACUUACACACUUAUACACAUUCAACACAACAUUCACUAAACCUCUAUAUGCUGGAUUUAAAGUGUAUUCCAACUCCUCAGUGUCUCUGUUGGAAUAAGAAACAACCACAUGCUUAUUCAACAGCAUAUUCACUGAACCCCUUCAUGCUGGACUCUUCAUUGACAUUGUACAUCUUCCUCCUUACAAUGAACUACAGCAUUUCUGUCCUUGCGAUUAGAAAUGCUCUUUCUGUGUUUGUCUCUGUUGACUUCAUCUCCAGCAACUGCAAAACAACAAAGUAAUAGCCUAUUUAAGACAGGUUAUAGGUUAAGUUACAUCAUGUCAAUUUGUAAACUUACUGUUUUUUGUCUCUCUUUCACUUUUUUUGCCGCAAUUUUUUGCCUUGAUUAGGUGUUUCAGCUGGGCCUUCCCGGGCCUUCUCUUCCUCAUAGCCUCAUUCUAAAUUUGCAGGAUACCUGCAAGGCAUAAAAUAUGUUUAGUAAUGGAAAAUAUUUAAUUGGAUAGGUAAAACAAUACAAAAAUGGAUAUUAAAAGAUUGAAACAACCUUCAAUCUUCCUUCAAUGAACGUUUGUUACCGUUUAUAAUCUUUGAAGAUGAGUUGACCCAAUCUUGCGUGUAGGAUACUAUGGGAAGAAACAAAUGUAUAAAUAUACAGUAUAAAUAUAGUUUUGACAUUGAAAAUAUUAGUUGUCAGAAAUAUAGGUAAUUAAUCUUACCUUGAUUGUGUAUGAUGUUGAGGUGGAUUCUUCUCAGAACUGUGCAGUCUUGCAAAUGUUUGAGUCUGUAGUCUGUCCUCAAGAAUUGUGACCGACCAGAGAUCAGUUUAAUCACAAAAGUCUUUGCAGCAGGGGGUGGGGUGCAGUGUAUGUGUGUGUUUGUGGAGGUGGGAGGGGAUCAUUUAUGAAGAGUUUAGAUACAUGAGAGACCAGGGCUGU
Molecule: messenger RNA, 3758 nt
Organism: Labeo rohita (rohu)
Lineage: Eukaryota; Metazoa; Chordata; Actinopteri; Cypriniformes; Cyprinidae
Product: NACHT, LRR and PYD domains-containing protein 3
Exons: 6
Coding region: 130-2919 (929 amino acids)
Molecular function (GO): protein binding
Source: RefSeq, a predicted model, not a curated record